Messenger RNA from Zingiber officinale, 1315 nucleotides. RefSeq names its product uridylate kinase-like. The coding region runs from base 50 to 1087 and encodes 345 amino acids. The transcript has 7 exons. The record is from RefSeq and is a predicted model, not a curated record. Gene Ontology annotation, cellular component: cytoplasm. Gene Ontology annotation, biological process: UDP biosynthetic process. Lineage: Eukaryota; Viridiplantae; Streptophyta; Magnoliopsida; Zingiberales; Zingiberaceae. Gene Ontology annotation, molecular function: UMP kinase activity.
GACUUACAGGCCUAUCUAAAUCGUCUCUUGAAAUCAUCUUUCUCGACAAAUGGCUGUCUUUUCCCCUUCGCUCUCUCUGUCGCCUCCUGCUCUCGUCUUCACCUCCUCUUCCUCUUCUUCCUUUCCUUGGAAGCGUAGAGAUUCGUAUCCGAUGCUGGGCUCCCACCUUACGGCCGCACCUCGGUUUGUGGUUAGCUGCUCCUCCGGUUUGGGCUCGGAUUCGCCCAAUUACAACUCAAGGCCUCAGAUGGCGACCAUGGCUCCUUUUGGUUUACUCAAUGAUGAAGGUUCAAAGAAGCGACCGUAUAGAUGGCAAAGGGUAUUGUUGAAAGUAAGUGGGGAAGCACUUGCUGGUGACCACAUCCAAAAUAUUGACCCAAAGAUUACAAUGUCAAUUGCAAGAGAGGUAGCUUCUGUUACUAAACUUGGUGUUGAGGUUGCUAUUGUUGUGGGUGGCGGUAACAUCUUUCGUGGAGCCUCUUGGGCAGGUUCCAGUGGCCUUGACCGGUCUUCUGCAGAUUAUAUUGGUAUGCUGGCAACAGUUAUGAAUGCUAUAUUCUUGCAAGCAACAAUGGAGAGUAUUGGCAUUCCAACUCGUGUCCAGACUGCAUUUCGCAUGUCAGAAGUUGCAGAACCAUAUAUAAGGAGGAGGGCUGUUAGACAUUUGGAGAAAGGGAGGGUUGUUAUAUUUGCUGCUGGAACUGGUAACCCAUUCUUCACAACUGACACUGCUGCUGCCCUCCGCUGUGCAGAGAUCAAUGCAGAGGUUGUGCUUAAAGCAACCAAUGUGGAUGGCGUGUAUGAUGAUGACCCCAGGACAAACCCAAAUGCUCGCCUUCUCGAAAAUUUGACCUAUCAGGAAGUGACAUCAAAGGAUCUAUCUGUGAUGGACAUGACAGCCAUCACCUUGUGUCAAGAGAAUAAUAUCCCCGUUGUUGUAUUUAAUUUGACCAAGACUGGAAACAUUGCAAAAGCCAUUACUGGUGAGAAGGUUGGCACUUUGAUUGGUGGAACGAAUCAGCAGCAAGAUUGUGAUCAAAAGACACUAGCUCACGAGUGGAGGAUCCUUAAUGAAUUUGAAACAUGAGCUCUCUCUCUCUCUCUCUCGUUUUGUUUAAAAGGAAAUUUAUCAUGAUAUACUGCCGCCUCACAAAAUUGUGAAUGAUUUACUAGUAGGAACUAGGAAGCUUACAUGAUAGCUAUUCUUUGCUUUUGAUAGAUAUUGAGAAUUGGAAAUGAACUGCUAAUGUAUGAUACUUCAAUUGUUAGAGAAUAUUUGAGUGAUCAAUUACUGCAAUUAGUUUCUUUCUUGCAA